GCUCAUGCCAUUCAUUGUUCAUCCUGAAGGAUGAAGGAUCGUGCCAAGACUUGGUCUCAUGCACAGCCAACGUCACAGCCUCGCUGCGUCUACCUUCACUUCUGUCCACGAGCAGGCACAACAUGAACGGUGCAACUCCACAUGCCACAUUCUCUGCACACAAGACUUCAACAACGCACACUGAUGCUGAUGGAAGCUCUCACACACAACGAUGGAAGCUGCGCCUCCUAGCUACGAACAUGCCACCUUAGUCGACCUCUGGGACAUCAUAGCCCGGUACAUUCCUUCUGCAGACCUUUGUUCAGCAUCACUAGUGUGUAGCAGAUGGCACGCCACUUUCACGCCUCAUAUAUGGGGCAAUCCAGCUUCACAUUUUGGCGUCGAAAAUGACGCCGUCUAUGUCGCUCUCACGCGGUUCCGAAGAACACUCCAGACCGCACGACUUUUGGUUAGAUCAUUGACGCAUACAUUGCAUCUACCCCCUGCACAUGCAGAGCUAUACAAUGGACCGCACUCGGACUGGCUACGGGAUCUGAUAGAGAGGCUACCGAAUCUUCAGUCUCUUAUCGUACGAGGUCUACCAUUCUUCGAUUAUGCGGCUUUGCAGGCUUUGGUGCUUAUGCGAAGGAGGUCUGAGGAGCGACCAUAUUCGCCUGGCAGACUUAUAGAGCUACCGGGCUCCAGCGGAAUGGCAUUUCAGAGGCCUUUGACGACAUUGAAUACGAUCCCUACUUUUCAUUUGCGGCUGCUCGAUGCAUCUCGAUGUCCGAACGUGACUUCAAGUAGUCUCGCAGCAGCGUUGAGCCGGUUUGAAAGUCUACUAUACCUGGAUCUAUCAUUCACAUACCCCGCUCGAGAUCCUAUGGUUCUCACUACAAUUGGGAAGUUUGCUGGACUUCAGGUUCUGAAGCUUCGGGGAGUGAGUCUGAAGGACGAGAAUGUCGAGGUCCUCGCUCAGUCAGUUGGCUUAAGAGUACGAAGUCUUGACAUCAGAGACAACCAGGUUUCAGAUCGUGGCGUCAGGACUUUGUUGGAGAAUUGCUUCACUAGGACUGCUGGUCAGCUUGAUGGGUCAUCGCCGCUGGCGGCAGGCCAACGUUCGCCAAACUUGUUACCUUAUCUGGGCUCCGAAAUGCUUGAGAUCUACCAAGGCGAGGACUUCGAAGGCUAUCUACGUAAUGCGUUCACAGGCAACUUCGUCAGCCGCCUCGCUAUUGAGGAUGCCCCAGCAGGUGGUCUCACGCACCUCUACAUCGCCAACAAUGGACUCACUGUGGAAGGCGUAUCAGGACUUGUAAGGUCAGGCAGGCUUCACGUAUUGGAUAUUGGAUCGGUGUCUGCUGCAAGGAUACGACGUGUUUCUUCAGACGGAGAGGAAUGGUACUCAGAUGACGAUGUGCCAGGUGCAGAAAAGCUGACUCCAGUUCUUGCAAAGCACGCUUCAGAGGCCAUGUCAUUUCUCAGGAUCGACCACAGUCUGAUCACAAAAGAUGCACCCUGUUUCAAAACAGAGGAAGUCGUUCACGGCCGUGUAGAACUGGCAGAUACUGCUCUGCCACCACUACCCUCGCACACAGCGGAGCUGGAUAGCCAUUCUGUCAGACCGCAAACAUUUGAGCUUCCGACUGAUGAGCAGACACCACGUUACGAGCUCGAGGGCGAUCCUAUGCAACUCGUAGUCUCAGCUGCUGCUGAUGACACCUACAAGAUUGAAGUACCUGACGAUAGGAGUGGUCUCCAGCUCAAUAGGCGUGACAGCGAGUGUCUCCCGGAAGUCGUUGACGAUGUCACUCACGACAUGGGCAAAACCCACCUGAGUCCCAACUCUGCCUUCGGUGAGGCCACAAUGACCGCUACAGGGUUUCCAAGUUUCACAACAUCAUCCACCUCGUGCAGCCCAGCCAUCACUCCGCCACAGACGCCAAGGCCUCGGAGUUACUCGUCAAUGGGCACGGAGCGACAGGCGAGACUCAAUGCCCACAUAGCGCUUGGUCACAAUCUGCAUCCUGCAAUGUUGCCUCACGUGAAAACCCUUGUGCUCACAAAUGUGCCAAUUACCUCUACCAGCAAAGACGUGGCCGAUCGCAUCAUUCGGUUCCUUGAGAAGUGUGCAGAAGAAGCCUCAUUCGCCCGCAAGCAAGCUCAGCUUGACUACGCGUUACCACCGGGCCGCAAAGGCCAUCAUGCCACUUUAAAGCACUCGGAGACCAAGAUCUUCGCUCUCAAACGACUAGUUCUGGAGAUGAGCCAAAAUGAAGCCCCAACCUCCAGCAAAGCUAGUCCUUGGCAACACCAAGGUACCAGAUCAAUGACUGACGAUCGAGACUCUGAAGUUCUGUGGAAUGCUGCCGCGACAGACUUCAGCUUCUUUGGAGAAGAAGAGAACAUGUUCCCGACCAUUGAAGGCGGACGUUUCGCACACCAUGGAGCAUCUGAGAAAGAGGUCAACUUCGGCCAAUCUGCGAAUCAGCAUUCAAGUAAACAUUCUGCUGAGAUAACUACCUUCGACACUAUUUCGGCGAUUUCAAGCUUCAGAAAAGAUCGUAAACGAGUUCAUCAACAGAAAAUUGAUGCGGGGAAUCUGGACGCCGAGACGGAAGGACUUUGGAAUGGGGUCGUGCAAGUUGUACGCGCGAAUGCGACGAUGAGAAGUGAUGAGGAGAUGGACUACUAUGGUAACAAAUUCACGAACAACUAUCUGUAUCGAUAAGGUCGGAGUGGCGGUCGUUGGAUGACGAAGAAUUCGAUUGGACGCAAUCGCAGGUUGUAAUACGAACUCCUAAUGCAAUAUACAUGCGAUACCCA
This is a messenger RNA of Cercospora beticola, 2805 nucleotides long. RefSeq lists its product as uncharacterized. Lineage: Eukaryota; Fungi; Ascomycota; Dothideomycetes; Mycosphaerellales; Mycosphaerellaceae. Gene Ontology annotation, molecular function: protein binding. The record is from RefSeq and is a predicted model, not a curated record.